Messenger RNA from Colletes gigas, 3095 nucleotides. RefSeq names its product transmembrane protein 184C. The transcript is spliced from 7 exons. Gene Ontology annotation, biological process: transport. The coding region runs from base 270 to 1538 and encodes 422 amino acids. Gene Ontology annotation, molecular function: transporter activity. The record is from RefSeq and is a predicted model, not a curated record. NCBI's taxonomy places the organism in Eukaryota, Metazoa, Arthropoda, Insecta, Hymenoptera, Colletidae.
UUGAUUCAUCGUGUCCGACAAUAUUGUUAUGAGAUUUUUUUAUACCUCGUUACGCCAUUUAUUAUUUACGCUAUCGAUGAUAUUGCUGCGUCGAACGUUGUGAAACGUGCUCGUCGAGUGAACGAUUGUUUCAAUUUUUUCGUCUUCGAUGGAAGCGUUGUUUAAACCCGUCAAUUUGUCCUCCGAGUCGAGGAACGUUAGCUAGAAGUUCCAGCGGACUGACUGGAAAAUAAUGUGAUAUCUUUUUUCUUUUUAAAUCUAUUAAAGUGAUGGCAUCUGUUUGUCGCCGUUGGCGGCUAUGGAUUUUACCAGUUCUAACGUGUCUAUACGCGCUCCUUAUUAUAAUCGUGGUGCCUAUUUUAAUAGCAAAUUCCAUUAAAAAUGGUUUUGAACAACAAGAUCAAGGAGCGCUCGUUGGUGGUGCAUUUGUGUUGCUGGCAUUGCCCAUUGCUUUCUAUGAAAUUGUACAACAUAUGAUAUAUUACACGCAACCCAGGCUGCAGAAGUAUAUAAUAAGGAUAUUAUGGAUGGUACCAAUUUAUGCAGUGAAUGCUUGGCUUGGGCUCGUUUACCCCGAGGGCAGUAUAUACGUGGACAGUUUGAGAGAGUGCUACGAAGCCUAUGUAAUAUAUAAUUUUAUGAUGUAUUUAUUGGCCUACUUGGAUGCGGAUCGUCAGUUGGAACAUAGACUUGAAAUGUCUCCUCAGGUACAUCACAUGUUCCCGUUGUGUUGUUUGCCUGACUGGGAGAUGGGAAGGGAAUUUGUACAUAUGUGCAAACAUGGGAUAUUGCAAUAUACUGCUGUUAGGCCUAUAUCAACUUUAAUAUCAUUUAUUUGCGAGCUCAAUGGUGUAUACGGGGAAGGUGAAUUCAGAACAGACGUCGCUUUUCCAUACAUGAUCGCAGUGAAUAACUUAUCGCAAUUCGUCGCCAUGUAUUGUUUGGUGCUUUUCUAUCGUGCCAACGCAGAGGCUUUAAAACCAAUGAAACCAAUUGGCAAGUUUCUGUGCAUCAAAGCGGUCGUGUUCUUCUCCUUCUUUCAAGGAGUAAUGAUCGCGUUGUUGGUGUACUUCGAUGUCAUAUCAAGUAUCUUUAAUACGAGGAACGUGGAUGAUAUCAGAAAUAUAUCAUCGAAGCUGCAGGAUUUCCUAAUAUGUAUCGAGAUGUUUCUAGCGGCGGUGGCUCAUCAUUAUAGUUUUACUUACAAACCUUUUGUAAAUCUAGCUCAAGGACAAGCAUGGUGGGACGCAUUCAGAGCCAUGUGGGAUGUCUCUGACGUACACAAUGAUAUCAAAGAGCAUCUAGGCGUAGUAGGAUCGUCGUUGAGUCGCAGGAUACGUGGUCGUAGUGCUUAUCAGCAAGCUUGGGGGAGCGCGACGGAACGUACGUCUCUGCUCCCCGAGGCGACGGUGAUCACGGCCAGAAGCGCGCCCGCGUGUUCCUUUUCCGGUUACAAUACAGGCGAAGCUGACGGGAUGCCCGGUACCGUCGAUCUUAUUCCAGAUAUGCAGGAUUCCAGCAACGUGGUAAAAACGUAACUCAUCAAUAAAUAAGUCUAAAUUAAGAGCAUUGAACAAGGCCAUUUUGUCUGGGACAAUUUAUCCGAUAUUAAUCUGUUGUAUUGCUAGGAUUAUACGUUUAAGCAGAGAAGUAUAGUUUUGCAACGAGCGUUUUCCCUGUACUGUACAAAUUCUCAUUCUACCGUUUCUAACGACACGCGCGACAUCCGAUACGAAUUAAAGAUCUAACACAUCACGUCCAUUUUACGAGAACGCUUUCUUUCCUCUUGAUUUGCGGCCAAACUAUCGCCUCUCGAGUUACCAAUGAUGUACUACCAAAUAAUUGUAUAUAAUAAUGUUUAUACUUAGAACAAUAUAUCGGUACAGUCAUAUUUAUAAACGUGUUGCGCUAUUUAUUGUUGAUUUAUCAACCCCAGAAGUGCACAACACACUUCUCUCUAUUCACGCUGGGCAGAGUUGGGCGUUGCUUCCAUGAUAAAUUUCUGUUUGUAUAAAGAUUCGAAGAAAUUUGCAUGUCGUUUGCAACGAUCGUCUGGAUGUUGUGUUUGUUACCUAAUACGUCUUGUACGACUUCUUGAUCGAUGGGAAUUUUGCCCGACUCUCGAAACAUCGAAUAUACCGUAAAUAACGAGGGAAAAGAAAUUGAACAUUCCUGCCAAAUGUACAUCAUUGUUUAAUUUUAUAUUAGCUACGACGGAUAUCAAAUUAUAUACGAAGGAAGGAAUAUUUAAAUACGUACGAUUUUAAUGCACCGACGAUCAGCGAAAAUUGAGCUGGUAUUGUCAAACAAUGGGUGAACUUAAAAUUAAAAUUUUCGUCCUGUGUCGUUGAUGCGUUAAUUCACGCUACACAUAAGUUUACAUCAUAUCGACCUGUUUCUCGUGCAUAAGUGGUGUUUAUUAUCAUAGAAAGACAUCUAGUGGAAACAUUUUAUUUUGUAUAUUUUUAGAAUGAUAGUUUUGACAAAAAUUCUUUUUAUUUGGUCAAUGAAAGUUUACCAAUUUUAGAAGAAAUUGCGAAUUCACGCGAACGCGUACGAACAUCAAAUAUUUUAUCAGACGUUCGGACCAAAAAGAGGGUAUAUUUUACGUCUGAGUUAGUAUCUUCAGAAUUUACUAACGGAUCAGAGACACUAGCUUUUCUGGCUGACAUAGUCAUUUACAUCGUCAAUUAAACUUCAAAGAAAAGAACAAUAUUUUUAAUAUGUUCCUACAAUGUUGGUUAUAACUUUGUAACAUAUUGGGAACCAUUAGUUAUUUAUUAAUAUGAAUUUAUAAAUAGGAAUAAAUUUCAUCAAAAUACGUUUUAAAACUUCACGGUACCACGAGAAGGAUCUUAGGCAUAGAUUGCGUAUUUUAAUAAUCUCUACCACUUUUGUACAAAAAGAUAUCUCAAUUUCGUAAGUACUUAACAAGCGAUUCUGUUAAGUGUCAAUGACAAACUUCCUGGAUGAGAAAAGAUUAUACAAUAAAAAAAAGUUUCAAAACAACACCGUCUACAUACAUAAAAUUACGUCUAUCGAACAAUACUCGUCGCGUUUUUUAAUCUACAGUCAAGGACAAAAGUGUUCGUACA